This is a messenger RNA of Paramecium pentaurelia, 1039 nucleotides long. The record is from the annotation of a GenBank genome assembly. NCBI's taxonomy places the organism in Eukaryota, Ciliophora, Oligohymenophorea, Peniculida, Parameciidae.
UAUGAAUGAUGACACAUUAAUAAUCAGGAUUACUACUUAUUCUAGUAUGUUUGCUGGAAUCAUAGGGAAAAUAGCUUGUCAUCCAAUUGAUACAAUAAGAGCUAAGAUAUAAGUAAUUUUAAUUCUCAUUUAAAGAUUAGACAAACAAUGAUGCUUAAGAUUAAAGCUGAGAAAUUGAUUUCAACAUUGGCAAAAGAGACAUUAAGAACUGAGGGUUUACGUGGACUUUAUAAAGGUCUUGGAAUAACAAUAGUAAAUAUGAUAAUUUCUAUAUAGAUAGGAACAGGACCUGCAUAUUCUUUAUAUUUAACUACUUAUGAAACAUCAAAGUAUUUGUUAAAUUAAUUGAAUGUAAAUUAUGUCAUAUAUAUUAGUUUAUGAAAGACAGUCCAAAUUUAAUCUCAUUUGCAUCUGGAAUGAUGGCUGAAACUAUCAGUUGCAUUUUCUGGUUACCAAUAGAUGUGAUUAAAGAGAGAUUAUAAGUUCAAAGUAAUAUAAAGGUUUUUGAUUAUAAAAAUACAUUUGUAUUAUACUGUUUAUAUUCUAGGAUGCCAUCCAAAAGAUUCUAAGAUCAGAAGGAGUAGUUGGUUUGUAUAGAGCUUAUGGAGCAACUGUAGCCUCAUAUGGUCCAUUUAGUGCAUUCUAUUUUAUGUUUUAUGAGAAAUUAAAAAGUAAUUUAAAUUAGAAUUAAUAAAAUAGCAAUUUUGGAAAAUCCAUUGUAACCAUCAUUUUUAGAAAGUCUUUGUUUAUCAGGGAUUGCAGGAUCAAUGGCAGGAUUCAUAUGCAAUCCAAUGGAUAUAGUAAGAUUGAGAAUGCAAGUUUAAAGAGCAUCAGUGGCAACUCAUGCAGAUACAGGUAAUUUUGGAUAUAAGAACUUAAUUCAUGGACUUUAUAAAGUAGUAAAGAAUGAAGGGAUAUUGUCAUUAACUAAAGGAUCCAUGGCUAAAGUAUUAUACACAUGUCCAAAUACUGCAAUUUCAAUGAGUGUAGCAGAAGUAACAAGAUCUUACUUUAUUAAUAAAUACAAGAGUCAUUGAUU